AUGGAUCAAUGUUAUUACACCCUUGCCGAAGGUGUUGAUGCUGAAUCCCCACGUCUCCAGAGAAAGAAUUCCAGAAAGGCCUUGGGCUUUAGGGUGGUUCAUGCGAAAGCUGCUGGGGCUUAUGGUGGAUUUACUGUCACCGAUGAUUGCUCAGAUAUUACCUCGGCCAGUUUCCUCAAUCAAGUGGGCAAGAAAACUCCAGUCUUAUGGCCCGUAUCCACAGUUGGGCCUGAAGCUGGUUCAGCUGACACUUCACGCGAUGUGCAUGGAUGGGCAAUGAAGCUGUAUACUGACGAAGGAAAUCUCGAUUGGGUGUUCAAUAACACCCCUGUGUUUUUCGUUCGCGACCCGAUCAAAUUCCCUUCCAUGAACCGAUCCCACAAGAGGCGUCCGCAGACUGACCUUCCGGAUCCAAAUAUGUUCUGGGACUUCCAUGUUGGCAAUCCUGAGGGCGUCCACGAGUUGCUCCAUGUUUUCAGCGAUCGGGGAACACCCGCGUCCCUCCGUCACAUGAAUACUUACAGUGGACACACAUACAAAUUUACAAGAGAGGAUGGCUCUUUUAAAUAUGAAGCCGUGCGAAUUGCAGGGGAGAAUCCUGAUUUUCUCAUCAAGGAUAUGUUCGAGGCGAUUGAAAAAGGGGAUUACCCAACCUGGAAUGUUUACGGGCAAGUAAUGGAUCCUACACAGGCGGAGAAUUAUCGGUGGAAUAUAUUCGACAUGACUAAAGUUUGGCCACAUCAUGACUUUCCUCUUAGACAGAUUGGAAGGCUGACCCUGAAUCGUAACCCCAAUAACUAUUUCACUGAUAUUGAACAGGUAGCAUUCUCACCGUCUAAUAUGGUCCCAGGGUCUGCACCAUCUGCUGAUCCAAGUACGUAUCUCUUUGAUUACUUUUAA
Molecule: messenger RNA, 900 nt
Organism: Aspergillus nomiae NRRL 13137
Lineage: Eukaryota; Fungi; Ascomycota; Eurotiomycetes; Eurotiales; Aspergillaceae
Product: catalase
Exons: 10
Coding region: 1-900 (299 amino acids)
Biological process (GO): response to hydrogen peroxide; hydrogen peroxide catabolic process
Cellular component (GO): peroxisome; mitochondrion; cytoplasm
Molecular function (GO): heme binding; catalase activity
Source: RefSeq, a predicted model, not a curated record